CCCUUUUUUAUUGAUUUUUGCUCUAUUUGUUUGUUUUUUGUUUUGUUUUUUUCUUCAUUGACUUUUUAUUUUAUUUUCGUCGGAUUUUAAAAAGCUUGCCUCGGCGACGUUACACACUUUUAAUUUACUCAAUCUCACAUGGUAAAUAUGGCUGGAAUUAAAACACAUAAAUACAAAGGUAGUAAAAAGUCAAAAAAAAGUUGGAGAAAACACACCGAUAUUGCUGAUGUAGAAGAACAUUUAGACAAUGUUAGACGAGAGGAGAGAACUGGUGGGUUGCUUGAGAACAAGAGUGACGAAAGUAUAUUUUUUCAUGAUAAAGUUAUAAAAGGAGUUCCAGAUAGAUCGGGUGUAAAAAAAAAAGUUGCAGAAAAUGAUGAAGAAGAAGAUGAUGAUGAAGAAACCUAUGUUUCUCAAAAAGAAAGACAAAAGCGAAAGCAAGAUAUAGAGGCAAAAAAAGAAGAAGAACAAGCAAAAAAGGAAAGAAACAAACAAAUUCAUUCAAUAUGGGGACAAGAAAAACUAACUGUAGUUGAUGCAUACAUUGAGCCAGCUAUCAAAAAAGCUAAAAUUAAACCUAAAACUGUUGGAAAAGGAAAAGCUGACAUAAAAGCUGUUCUUACACCUGAACCCGGUACCUCAUACAAUCCAGAUUAUGAUUCUCAUCAGAAUCUGCUCAAAAAAGCCUACGAUGCACAGAUGAAAAAGAUGAUUGAAGAACAAAAACUGAAUGACAAAGUGAAAAUGGUUUCUGUUGAUGAACUUAAAAAACAGACUAAACUAUGGUUAAAGGAAAUGUCUGAAGGUCUCAAUUUUCAUAAAUCAGAAGAUAAUGAUGAUCAUCUUGAUGAUUCUUCCAAUCAAGGUACAAUCAAAUUAUCAUCGAAGAAGCGUGUUAAAACUUCAAAAAUGCGUAAAAGAGAAAAACUUAAUAAAAUUGAGGAUAGAAAAAAAAUUGAAAUGAAAGUUGCAAAAGUUAUUAUGAAUGAUGUAUUCAGAAUCAAAACACUGAAAAAAGAAAUUAGAGAGGAAGAGAAAAAAAUAGCUGAAAGAAUGAAACAAAAAUCAGAAAAAAUGCUUCAAACAGCUACUCGCACUAAAAGAUUAAGCAAAUACAAGUUUGAAGAUCCAGAAAUUGCAUUUAACUUAAGUGAAGAACUUGCACCAACGCUUCGAGAAAUGAAGCCUGAUGGAAAUCUUCUGAUUGAUAAUUUUAAAAGUUUACAACGAAGGAAUAUAAUAGAACCGAGGAAACCUGUUGUACCGAAGCGAAGAAGCAAAAGAAAAAUUUACACGAAAAAGUCGUAUCUCACACCAACUAUAAAGGAUAUCAACCUCAACAAUUAAGAUAAAUGACAAAAAUUUGAUUCGCAAUUUGUUAAUUAUAUAUUUAAGCAUAUUUGCUUUAAAACAAGUCUGCUGAUUGAAUUAUUGUUGUUGCAGCUUUUACUUUGAACAAUCAACGUUUAUCACUUGGUUUUAGUCGAAGUAUUAUGUCAGGAUAAAUUGUUAUUACAUAAAACAUUUUAUUGAAUAUUGCAAGAUUUUGUAAUUUGUAUAAAAAAUAAUUGAAAAUACGAUUUACUCCUUUUA
Molecule: messenger RNA, 1593 nt
Organism: Hydra vulgaris (swiftwater hydra)
Lineage: Eukaryota; Metazoa; Cnidaria; Hydrozoa; Anthoathecata; Hydridae
Product: ribosome biogenesis protein NOP53
Biological process (GO): ribosomal large subunit assembly; rRNA processing
Cellular component (GO): nucleolus
Molecular function (GO): 5S rRNA binding
Source: RefSeq, a predicted model, not a curated record